CGAGUUGUGAACCAGAACCAGGACUGGAACCGGUGUGUUGAUAAAGGUGUAUGAGGUUACAUCAGCUGAUACACACAAACAGAAGGGUGAUGGAUCCGUGUGUGGAGCAGACGCCGCUGUUUACGUUCGGGGUGAUCGCGGACGUGCAGUACGCGGAUAUCGACGACGGAUACAACUACACGCGGACGCGCCGGCGCUUCUACCGCAGCAGCCUGCGGCUGCUGGCCAACGCGCUGCGGAGCUGGUCCGAGCCCGCCGGACCCGCCUUCAUCCUGCAGCUGGGCGACCUGAUCGACGGCUUCAACAAGCCGCGGGACGCCUCGGAGGUGGCGCUGCGAGCCGUGCUGGAGCAGUUCGGCGGGGGCGCGCCGCGCGUGCACCACGUGUGGGGCAACCACGAGUUUUAUAACUUCAGCCGCGCAGAGCUGCUGCGGUCCCGGCUCAGCGGCAGGGCCGGCCCGGGACCCCCGGCCCGGCCAGACCUGCACGCAUACCACUUCAGCCCGCGGCCCGGGUUCAGGUUCGUGGUGCUGGACGCCUAUGACGUGAGUGUGCUGGGCAGAGAGGAGAGCAGCGAGGAGCACAGCUCCGCCCUCAGCCUGCUCAGGCUGCACAACCACAACACUGACCUCAACUGCCCUCCAGCGUCAGGUGGCCUGAAGGAGAGAUUCACCAAGUUCAACGGUGGCUUCGGUAAGGAUCAGCUGGCCUGGCUGGACUCCGUGUUAUCCUCCGCUGAUGAGAGCCAGGAAAAAGUGACCCUUGUCAGUCACCUCCCGGCUCAUCCCGGUUCCACGGAACCGGUCUGCCUCGCUUGGAACUACGACGAGCUCCUAGCCCUCAUCCGCUCCCACGGCAGCGUGGUGUGCUACAUGGCCGGCCACGCCCACGACGGCGGGUACUGCCGGGACGAGGACACGGGGGUGCACCAUCUGACGCUGGACGGGGUGAUCGAAACCCCGCCCGACAGCGACGCCUUCGCCACCGUCUCCGUCUACACGGACAGGAUGCUGCUGAAAGGAAGCGGGAGGGUCACGGAUCGAGUAUUUAAGUUUCCAUGUUUCCAAUAUAACGGCCCCUCCCCGACAGGCUGACGGGCCCUUUUUAUCCAAGAAGCAGCUCACGGUUAACUUUGGCGUGGCUUUGAUCUCCUGAUCGCAGUUUCUUGGUCAUUUAUUAUCGAGGUGUGGCACGGUUCAUUUAUUAAAUUGGUUGGAUUAUUUAAAUGAAACAUUUUUUAAAGGUUGCAUUUAUUUUAAUGGAUGUAAGUUUAAAAUUCCCAGAAAGUGUGGAGUUUGUCCGUGCUCGGGUUGGGAGGGAGGACCUGUCCACAUCCGUCCUUUAACGAGGACCUGAGUUCACAGCGGGGGGGGCAGGUUAAGAUCCAGACUCGGAGGAACGUUUAUUUAUCCCUGCAGGGCGGUUGAGAGGGCAGAGUACAAAAGUACAAGACAUGAGAGAUAAAGCAAGACGGUACUCUGCAGGUGAAAUGUGCACCCGCCCUUCCAAAGAUGGCGGAUCUCGCACUGGGAAUAAUAAAUAAUUACCAUUGUUCAUAUUAUUUUAUGAAUAAUUGUAGUUAACGUAAUGAUGACUGUGUUUCUGCAGAUACUCAAAUGACUCGGAUUGGGGAGCAGAAUACAUGACUGGUGCAUCCCGAGUUAAUGAUCUACUUUAAAUAUGCAGAGAAAAUAUGUGAAUAUAAAUAAGAUAAUAUUUCACAUCCCAGCGCUACAACAGGAGGCAUUUAUUGUUAUUAAAUUAUUGCACUCGCUGAAAGAACCAAUUGAACCGUACAACUUUCAACGAAGGGGUCAUAAAACGGUCAGUAGGAGUCAGAGGUGUUUAUGCAGCGAGGCCAAGACCUUCCUCGGCCCAAGCUGCCUCCUCAUUCCUUCUUUUCUUUGGAGUGUUUUUGCCUCGUGUGUAUUGAACAUCUUAACUUGUGUGUUAUAUUUUGGAGAGUUGGCGCUGUGCUGGUGUCUGUUAGCUCGCGCCAGCAUUAGGGCUGCAACGAGAAAUCGAAAUAGUUGACGAAAAUCGACAAAAUUAAUUCCCAACGAGUUUAAUGAUGAUGAUUAGUUAAAUAUAUCUGGAGCAGAGAAAAUUUGUAAAUGUUUUGUGUGUUUUUAUUUAAUGAGAUUAAAGCUCAAAUAACUGCUCUCCAGACCUUUAAACUCUCCACAGCUCUCUCACCGCUCAAAGCUGCAGGUGGUCGCUCGGCAUACAUUUACCGUAAUGUCUGGUGUAUCUCACGGUGCGGCGGUGGAAAACUCGUGUUUUUAUACUUUGAUUUGCACCAACCAUUGAGAAGAGACGGCAGUGGAAAAGCUCACGUUACAACAGAUUGUAAAUACGUGUGUGACGCGCUGGUGAAUCUUGUUCGUGGUCGUACUCCAGUGCGCCGUAACGACUCGUGCAGGCAAACCUCCACUAAUCUGGUUUCUGCUCUUCUUUUCCUCUCGGCUGUUCCCUUCAGGGGUCCACAGAGCCAAUCAUCCGCCUCCAUCUAACCAAGCGCCAACCGUCUUACUUCGCUCGCGUUGAACUAUGUUUUGUUGCAGUUCCUCGACUGACCACUAGAGGCUGCAACGCCUUCGGCUCGCGGUACUGCUGCAUUAGUUGGGAAUAUUCUGCAAGGAAAGUACUUUGGUUAACUUAUUUCACACAUGAAUUUUUUAUAUUUCUCCAAAAAGGUUUAAAAUGAAAAUAUGAAAUGUGCACUUUUUUUAUUUCAUUGAAAACAUAUUAAGAAAAAGUUGUCUUGCGUUGGAAUUUCUGCCUUUUUUUGCACCUUUCUUAUUGCACAUAUCUAAAGCUCUUUUGAUGAACUUUUGCUCAGGAAUGUUGUGACUCUGCCGGACCAGCUGGUUCUUGGCUGACUAUGUUUUUGUUUACACUGUACCUCAGUGACACCAGAAAUAAAAACCUGCUAUUGCACCCGUUCA
Molecule: messenger RNA, 2948 nt
Organism: Cololabis saira (Pacific saury)
Lineage: Eukaryota; Metazoa; Chordata; Actinopteri; Beloniformes; Belonidae
Gene: adprm
Product: ADP-ribose/CDP-alcohol diphosphatase, manganese-dependent
Exons: 3
Coding region: 51-1094 (347 amino acids)
Molecular function (GO): 2',3'-cyclic-nucleotide 2'-phosphodiesterase activity; manganese ion binding; ADP-ribose diphosphatase activity
Source: RefSeq, a predicted model, not a curated record